Messenger RNA from Cajanus cajan (pigeon pea), 1101 nucleotides. RefSeq lists its product as uncharacterized. NCBI's taxonomy places the organism in Eukaryota, Viridiplantae, Streptophyta, Magnoliopsida, Fabales, Fabaceae. The record is from RefSeq and is a predicted model, not a curated record.
AUGGCUUCUUUCAUCCCAUCUUCGGACCUAGGAGCCAAUGUUAUUGUUACGAAAGAAGAAUUCUUUAUCUUUCACAACAUUGAUCGUCAACUCUUCUCCCGAUUGGUGGUGGGAUUAGGCCAUGACACUAGCCAAUCCACACAUGUCAUGGCCUUCAUCAUGUGGCUUGAAAAACAGUGCAAAGAUAUGAAAAUGGUGAAGAACAUCCUCCAAUGGCCAGAAGCCAAGCUUGAUAGCCUUGCGGGUGAGGCCAUCUUGGUUUUGAAUUGCAUUGAGAGUUCCCAAUUCCCUCAUGAUGGUGUUGUUAACGAUAAGGGUUUGCCUUUGAUCAAAAGCAUCAUGCGAAACAAUGCCAUAUCAUUGAAAUACUUUUAUGAUAAUCGUGUGACUAUAAUCGAUGAGCUAACAAAAUUACUCAGCAAUGUUUGUGAAAGAGCCUUCAUAGACAUAGUGCAACAAGUGCAAUAUACAAAGGCUAUGGAGGAGCAACACUUGAAAAUUGCAAAUAUUUAUGGGGCUGGUCCUUAUAUAAAACAAAUGGUAUAUUAUACUCCGCUACCUGGGGUUAAUAUCGUACCUCAUCAACAGGUUGCAAUAUCAACACCACAAUGGAGUGAAGGAAGUUAUAACACUUCGAGUGUUGCUAAUCCUCCUCAAGAGACGACUUAUGAUGUUUCAGUCCAAAAAGAAUGUAAUCCAAAUUUUAACGAGCUCAUGGCCAUGUUGAAUCAUACCAGUGAAAAUAAGGAGGUUCCGGUUGAUGAUAGGAUAAUCUUUAUGACGUUUUCCAGAGGGUACCUUAUUUCGGAAGUUGAAGUCCGGGAUUUCUUCUUAAGAAUGUAUGGGGAUAUUGUUGAAGCAUUGCAUAUGCAAGAUGUAGUUCCACCGGAGCAACCGUUAUAUGCUCGCGUAGUGAUUCGCGCUGAGGCCAUACAUAUGAUUGAUCAUAUCCUUGAAAGUACAAAUAAAGUAAAACUCUCCAUCAAUGGGAAGCAUGCUUGGGCCAGAAAAUAUGUUCGUAAAGAUAACAAGUCAACUAUUGAAAAAUCCCCAGUGACUUCACGAGCACCUUCACCAUCUUCAAUAAAGACAUUUUAUUGA